AUGUGGGAGGCGAAGCUGGAGCCCACUGUCAUCAGCUACAACGCUGGGAUCAGCGCAUGCGAGAAAGGCGAGCAGUGGCAGCCGGCGCUGGCGCUGCUGAGCGCGAUGUGGGAAGCGAAGUUGGAGCCCACUGUCAUCAGCUACAACGCUGGGAUCAGCGCAUGCGAGAAAGGCGAGCAGUGGCAGCGGGCGCUUGCGCUGCUGAGCGAGAUGUGGGAGGUGAAACUGGAGCCCAACGUCAUCAGCUACAACGCUGGCAUCAGUGCGUGCGAGAAGGGCGGGCAGUGGCAGCCGGCGCUGGAGUUGUUGAGCGAGAUGUUGGAGGCGAAGCUGGAGCCCGACAUCAUCAGCUACAGCGCUGGCAUCAGUGCGUGCGAGAAGGGCGGGCAGUGGCAGCCAGCCCUGGCGUUGUUGAGCGAGAUGUGGGAGGCGAAGCUGGAGCCCGACGUCAUCAUCUACAGCGCUGGCAUCAGCGCCUGCGAGAAGGGCGAGCAGUGGCAGCCAGCGCUGGCGUUGUUGAGCGAGAUGCGAGAGGCGAACCUGGAGCCCAACUCAGCUACAACGCCGCGGUCACCGCAUGUGGGAACGGCGGGCAGUGGCAGCGGGCUCUCGCGCUGCACGGGGAACUGGGGGAGGCUACGUUGGAGCCCGACAGCUUCAGCCACACCGCCGUGA
Molecule: messenger RNA, 675 nt
Organism: Prorocentrum cordatum
Lineage: Eukaryota; Dinophyceae; Prorocentrales; Prorocentraceae
Source: the annotation of a GenBank genome assembly